AUGGGCACGACCAGGCCCAAUACCGAUCUCCUUAUGCAAAGGAUUACAAUGUCGACGUGUCAAGACAUGGCAGCACUGUUGUCAUCAAUCACCAUCGUCCCAAUCCAAGCACUGACGAGCCAAGAGCCUCAGAAUCUCGAGGUGCCUUUACUGUCUAUGGCAACAAGCACAAGGAUGAUAGGCGCAAGGAUAACAGUCGAAACUAAGGCUUGUUUGGGCGUCCGAUGUAGCAGUGAGAAAGUAUCUACUUGCAUGGUCUCGGCGUUUCUGGUGGUUUUUUUGAGCAUUUUCAGGGAAAUUGUAGGAUAUAUGGGAUGGACUUUUGGACACACAACACUGUACCGUACUAGACAUCAUCAGCUGGGCGUUCAUGAUUGA
Podospora anserina S mat+ is the source of this 378-nucleotide messenger RNA. RefSeq lists its product as uncharacterized. The record is from RefSeq and is a predicted model, not a curated record. NCBI's taxonomy places the organism in Eukaryota, Fungi, Ascomycota, Sordariomycetes, Sordariales, Podosporaceae. The transcript is spliced from 2 exons. Bases 1 to 378 code for a protein of 125 amino acids.